Molecule: messenger RNA, 1781 nt
Organism: Xylona heveae TC161
Lineage: Eukaryota; Fungi; Ascomycota; Xylonomycetes; Xylonales; Xylonaceae
Exons: 4
Coding region: 483-1781 (432 amino acids)
Biological process (GO): lipid biosynthetic process
Molecular function (GO): iron ion binding; oxidoreductase activity
Source: RefSeq, a predicted model, not a curated record
GCAUGGAAAUAAAUCAUAAUAGGAGCAUCUCUCUCCAAAUCUCAUCAUACAAAAUUUGUACCAAUGCAAGAAGUUGCGUGAGCUUUUUGCUCAGCCCAUUUCCAAAAACUCUCAUUUCCACCCCCAGGCCUGACACGCGACGCCACAGCCCAUCAUCGGCGAAUCCUCUAACCCAUUUGCUCCGUUUCCAGUCGCACUAAUGUAAUCUUAUACCGUAGAUAAUCGCCGCCCUGUCCACCGACGUCUUUUCUCUCCAUCUCAACUCCCCAUUCUUACUCUCUUUUCGCGCCUUUUUUAUUUUUUGUUUAUUUGCACUCGAGACAAACAGGUUUGGCGUCAGUGCUGACGACCUGUCUUUGGCCGCGUGGCCGUUGUUCCGCACGCCCGAUCAUCGAGACAUUUUUACGUCCCCUGAUUACAGACCCUGAGUUGAUUGACAUCAACGCCGGAAGUGCAGGGCAUUAUAGUACCACCAUUCAACAAUGUCGAAUGCAACAUUAGCGUUUGGGUUUCCGCCUCUACCGGAAUACACCCUCAAGCCGCUCCCGCCCCUUAUUCCUUCUAUUCCCGACAAGCUCUUGAUUCUGAUUCUCCCGGUCGCCGCUUACUGGAUCGUCUCUCUGACAUGGCACUUUAUCGACGUGAACGACUAUCUCUCCAAGUAUCGACUACAUACGCCUGCUGAAGUUCUCAAGCGCAAUCAUGCAACUAGAUGGGAGGUGCUCCGCGAUGUUUUGCUGCAACAAGUUGUCCAGACGGCUUUUGGGAUAGCGAUGGCAGCGGUAGAACCAGACGAUGUUUUCGGCAAGGAGGACUACGACAUUGCAGUGUGGGCGAGAAGACUUCGAGGAGCCCAGAGAUUGAUCCCUAAUCUGUUGUCUCUAUUCGGAGUUGAUGCCCUUGGCUCAGCUAGCAAGCUGGGCGCCGCCCAUCCGAUCCUCGCAGGCGCCCUGUCAGGCGGCAAUUAUCCGUCCUUGACUCAGACCAUCAUGAUGGCUACUGGAGAAGAAGCUGUUGUGCCGGCGUUUGCAAACUGGGAGUUGACUGUCGCAAAGGCUAUCUACUGGGUGGGAAUCCCGGCUCUGCAGUUCUUCUUUGGUGCCCUCAUCAUCGAUACUUGGCAAUACUGGUUGCACCGAAUCAUGCACACCAACCCAUGGCUCUACUCUCACUUCCAUUCUCGUCACCACCGUCUAUACGUUCCGUACGCCUAUGGAGCUCUUUACAACCACCCUCUGGAGGGUUUCCUCUUGGACACACUUGGAACCGGUAUUGCCUACAAGGUCGUGAAUAUGACAACUCGCCAAGGAAUGUGGUUUUUCACUGGCUCAACCAUCAAAACCAUUGACGACCAUUGCGGAUAUGCCUUGCCUUGGGAUCCAUUGCAGUUCCUGACUUCCAACAACGCCGGCUACCACGACAUUCACCACCAAAGCUGGGGUAUCAAGACCAACUUCUCUCAGCCAUUCUUCACCUUCUGGGACCGGCUGCUCGGGACUCAGUGGACAGGCGGCGACGUUUCCGCCCGCUACGAGCGCUCUCGUCUUGCCGCUCAGACCAAGUCCGACGGCAUUUACAAAGAUGAAAUCAAGAAGGCGACGCAUCUCGCACAGCAAAAUGGCGUCUUGCCUUUGGUUCCUGAAGGCAAGGCAACCAAGCAAGCAGUCGGCUCGCGCGAGCAAGUGCUUCAGGACCGAGAGCGAGGCGGUGCUCAAGUCUUGGCCGAGGAGACUGCUGAAGAAAAAGCUGCCAAAGCUGCCGUAGCUGCAGUGGGACGGUAG